Struthio camelus australis is the source of this 982-nucleotide messenger RNA. The record is from RefSeq and is a predicted model, not a curated record. NCBI's taxonomy places the organism in Eukaryota, Metazoa, Chordata, Aves, Struthioniformes, Struthionidae.
UACUACACUGAAUUUUCUUCCUCCUUUCCUCCUCUUGCCGCCCACCCACUGCUGCCCCGAGUGCAGCAGGAGCUGCCAGCCCGGACGAAUGCCUCGGUGCCCACCUCUCCGGCACUGACCCGAGACGCACUCCACACCAAGAUGGAGCAGCUGGAGGAGCAGCUCCUCUCCAAGAUCCUGACGCUGCAGAAGGAGCGCCAGGCGGCCAGCAGCGACCACAGCCAGCAGCAGCACGACAUUGAGAAGGAGCUGAACUCCCUCCAGAGCCGGGUCGCUGAGUUGGAGCAUGGGCCACCAAGCUUCAGCCCUCCCGAUGCCUUCAAGGUGACCAUCCCUGUGCAGAACAACUACAUGUAUGCCCGCAUGAAGAAGACCCUGCCAGAGCUCUACGCCUUCACCAUCUGCAUGUGGCUGAAGUCCAAGGCCUCGGGUGGGCUCGGCACCCCCUUCUCCUACUCUGUCCCGGGCCAGGCCAACGAGAUUGUGCUACUAGAGUGGGGUACCAACCCCCUAGAGCUGCUCAUCAACGACAAGGUUGCCCAGCUGCCGCUGAGCCUGAAGGACAAGGCCUGGCACCACAUCUGCGUGGCAUGGACCACCCGGGACGGCAAGUGGUCGGCCUACCAGGACGGCGAGCAGCGGGGCGCCAGUGAGAACCUGGCCUCCUGGCAUGCCAUCAAGCCCCAGGGGGUGAUAAUCCUUGGCCAGGAGCAGGACACACUGGGCGGCCGGUUUGAUGCCACACAGGCCUUCGUGGGGGAGAUCGCGCAGUUCGGUGUCUGGGACCACAUGCUGGCGCCGGCGGAGAUCCUGGCCCUGGCCAACUGCACCUCCCACCUGCAAGGCAACGUGAUCCAGUGGGAUGACCAGGCGGUGGAGGUCUUUGGGGGCGCCGGCAAGGCGAGCUUCGUGGCCUGCGAGGAGAGGAUGAAGGCGUGAGCGGCCCCUCGCCCCCCACCCACGGGAAGGAGCAUGGCAGUGA